AUGGUUGUCGAAUUUGGGGUGCAACUUGCUCACCAACACCGCCUGCAUAACGUCAUUGUGGAAACGGAUAGCCUUGAGACAACCACAAAGCUGGCCGAAGCGGAUUGCAUCCAGUCGGAGAUAGGAGUGAUUUGCAGAAAUGUUCGGCGAUUGCUGGGAAGUACGGGAGAAACUAGUUGGCGACAUGUUAGACGUACGGGAAACGAGGCUGCUCAUAUCAUGACUCAUUCAGACGCAAGAGUUUAUGUCCACUCAGUUUGGCAUGACAGACCCCCGAUUUUUCUGAUUGAUGAGUUAGCAAUGGACAAUGUAACCAUAAAUAUUGAUCAAUAA
Messenger RNA from Linum tenue, 333 nucleotides. The record is from the annotation of a GenBank genome assembly. NCBI's taxonomy places the organism in Eukaryota, Viridiplantae, Streptophyta, Magnoliopsida, Malpighiales, Linaceae.